This is a messenger RNA of Cyprinodon tularosa, 4037 nucleotides long. Its product is annotated as transcription factor AP-4-like. The record is from RefSeq and is a predicted model, not a curated record. The transcript is spliced from 7 exons. The coding region runs from base 268 to 1278 and encodes 336 amino acids. NCBI's taxonomy places the organism in Eukaryota, Metazoa, Chordata, Actinopteri, Cyprinodontiformes, Cyprinodontidae. Gene Ontology annotation, molecular function: RNA polymerase II cis-regulatory region sequence-specific DNA binding; DNA-binding transcription factor activity, RNA polymerase II-specific; protein dimerization activity. Gene Ontology annotation, cellular component: nucleus. Gene Ontology annotation, biological process: regulation of transcription by RNA polymerase II.
CUGGAAGCAACACACACACACACGCGCGCGCGCUAGAGGAAACCCCAUCAGCUGUGGAAAGAAACACAGCUCGAAUUUACUUUUCGCUUCUCUUUCCCUCGUUCUCAGACUGGAAUCCAUAUAUCGGGUGUUUAGGAGUUUCAAAGAGCGAAGGACGCGUUCAGAGUGUUGUGAUACAAAGGAGAAACCAAAAUAGUUUAAACGGGGACGCGAAUAGGAAGGGGGAGAAAACAGUAAAAGCGGACUACAGAAGGUGGCUUUGAAAGCAUGGACUAUGUCAGGAUGCCGACAGAGAAGAUAACAUCCCUGCAGCACUUCAAACGGACGGAGAAGGAUGUUAUCGGAGGACUGUGCAGCUUAGCAAACAUCCCCCUCAGUCCUGAGACAGCCCAGGACCAGGAGAGACGGAUCCGCCGGGAAAUCGCCAACAGCAACGAGCGGCGGCGUAUGCAGAGCAUCAACGCUGGAUUUCAGUCGCUCAAGACGCUGCUGCCACACACUGACGGCGAGAAACUCAGCAAGGCGGCCAUCCUGCAACAAACAGCAGACUACAUCUUUACCUUGGAGCAGGAGAAAACCCAGCUUCUAACCCAGAACAACCAGCUGAAGCGCUUCAUCCAGGAAUUUAGCGGCUCGUCACCCAAAAGGAGGCGUGCUGAGGAGAAGGAUGAAGGGAUCGGGUCCCCGGACACGCUGGAGGAGGAGAAGGUGGAAGAGCUGAGGAGGGAGAUGAUCGAGCUGCGGCAGCAGUUGGACAAGGAGCGAUCUGCCCGCAUGCAGCUGGAGGAGCAGGUGAUCUCAGCUGUGCGGUCGCUGGAUGGCCAGCUGCAUCCGGAGCAUCUGAAGGUGAUCACCCAGCAGGUGGAGGAGGAGCAGGCACUCAUCCAGAGCCAGACGCUGCUGCGGCUACAACAGAUCCACGCCGCCGCUGCUGAAAGGCAGACACACAGUCCUCAGGUGCUGGCUCCACCCACUCCGCCUGCCCCCACCCACCACCCCACGGUCAUCGUCCCUGCUCCAACACUAAACCAGCACCACCACGUCACCGUGGUGACCAUGAGCCCUUCUGCCCACACCAGCACGGUGUCCACUUCCAGACAGAACCUGGACACCAUUGUGCAGGCCAUCCAGCACAUCGAGCGUACUCAGGAGAGAAGGGCCAGCGUGGAGGACGAGCAGAGGAGAGCCGUCAUCGUCAGCCCCACCCACGUCGCCAUGGACACCGCCUGCUCAGACACAGACACGGACACAGAGGGCGAAGACUGUUUGAUGAACUGAGCCGCCCCAAUGAACUCGUGCCACCCCCGCUCCACCACACGCGCACAAACACUUAAAACACCUACUCACUGUAAGAUUCCCUCCAGGAGCUUGACUACUCUCGUAAAUCUGUCCUUGGCAUUACCUAAACUCCUAAAUCCAGUGGUUUAAGCUCUGUGUCAGGUCUUGUACUGUAAUUUUUCUGAGUAUUGAAGAGGUAGGAGGGUCAGCGUGCAGAGGAAGAUCUGUAGGAUCUCUACACUCUGCAGCCACUUGAAUAAUCCAACGUUUUUCUAGUGAGGGAGAAAAAAAAAAUAAGCUGUCGGCCAAUCAUGUUUAUUCCUUGUGCUUCUCAUGCAGCCACAGCGCCAUCAUAGCCCAUCUUCUGUCACUAUAACAGUGUAACUACAAUCUAAUGGAGUCGGUUUAUCACAAAGUUGAAGGUAACAGUAAAGUAAACGAGGAGAUACCUUAUUAAGAUGCAAAACAAGGAUUUGUUAUUUGUUUCAAUAUAUUUUUAGUGGCUGUGAAUUAAUUAAGCUAGUAUAAAUUUCAGAAUUUGAAGAUAUACAAACUCUGAUUUACUUGAAAAAGAAGCUGUUUUUCUAACUCUAAACAAGCCCUUGGAAAUAAGCUGAAUGCCUUUUCAGGUCUUUCAGUUUGGUGGUUUAUUUGCUUUGUGUCAGGGUCACCAAAAGCUGAAGGUUACUAUUUUUUAUAAUUUAAAAAAACAACUUAAAGGACUUUUUUUUUUUUUUUUACCACUUAGAGCUUCUUUCUUUAUUCUCAUAAGAAGGGGAGGGGGGGGCACCAACAUGUUUUUAACUUGAUAUCAGCGCAUCGUCUAAAAACAUUAUGGUGCAGCCUUUUUUUUGUAAAUAUAGGAUCAAUCCAAGACAGUUUGACUGAAUCAUCUUUUGAAUCUGCAAAUAUUUCCAAUAAAUUUGGAAGCAGAUGGGCAUAAAUCGCUUCUCCAGCAUUUCCCCCAAUAGGCCUGGAUCCACCAUCUGGUCUCAGUGACUAUGCACUAGAGAUGUUGGGAUUUAUGCAAUUCCAUCUUUUGUACUUCUGUCCUUGUUUCUUUUAUUUUAUUUUUUUGUGGUUGCCAUCAUUAAUCCAUACGGCUAAAGUUCUCAAUGCACCGUGUUUGAAACUUGACACGUUUAAACGGAAGAAUGUAGUACUUAGGAGGUGUUUUAUUUUUCAAUCAUCACCACGGUGAUCUGCAGCGAGCUGAGGCCAAACAUACCUGCAAAAAGUCCCUUUUUCUUGGUCUUUCUUGCAUAUUUAAUUUCAAUAAUUUUACUUUGAACUCAACAACAGAGGAAAUAGAUUUAUGGGGUUUACAUUGCAAAAUUUAUACAAUAACUUGAUAGAACCAGCAAUAGAUUCUCGUGAUCUGAUUUAGCUAAAAAUGAUACAGUGUCACAGUUUUUGCACAUUUUCUUUUCUUUAACAACAGCAACAAUUCCUGCUGCUGAGAUGUGCAAGCUGUCCUUAUGCCAGCUUUCUGGCAGGGCACAGAAACGGGUGGGGGUGGACUGCUGUAUAUUCUGUGCUACAUUUGCAAAGUCUAAAAAAUUGUUUAGUAAGACUAAAACGAGUAGAAAUCCCCUCCUGUAGGAGUUAAAUAUCAGCACAAGGCUAGGACAGGUUGGAGAUCCCAAAUCCCCGUUUGCUUUCAUUUAGAAAACGGCAGAAAUUAUGUAAAAAAUAUUAUAAAAAUGUUUUUAAAAAUUCUGUCUUGUGGCCUUAACUCCUUUUAAAACGUCUGUUCCUUCAUACAAGUUUAACCAGGUUGUGCCUCCAUUUUGGCCAUUUCCAAAUUUAUUACUUGGAGCAGCAGUUUGGGUUGUUGUUUUUCAAGCAUAAAAAUAAUGUGACACUUUGAUUAGUUUCAUUAAAAAAAUGAAUUAACUGUUGAAUUUAACUGAUGAUCCCCCAGCGAUUGAUUUCCACUCAUCAGAAACACACAGGAAAGCUCUGAAGAGAAUUGCAUAUGUGCCACUUAAAACCCUCACAGCCCCAUAUCUCCGGGUUUCUCUUUGAAAUGCCCCAAGUCUGUGCACCUCAUGUUACUUUGCGCGUGUUUCUGCUGGGACUCUAACUGGAAACCCCUGUUAGGAGCCUCUCUCCUGUCAUACUCGAUUGGAUCCGCUGAUUUGAUGCUGUAAACAUUCCUUCGUUUGGAUCUGUUUUUGUCUUUUGAUGUUGUGUGUUCUGUUGCCAACCAAAUGCAUCUUAUUUUUCCUUGUCUUAAGUAGGGAUUUUUUUUUGUUUUUUGUUUUGUUUGGCAUGUUUGGACUUUAUUCAUUCAUUCACUUACCAGCUGGUUAGAGUAGUUUUUCAUGCCAAACAUGGGGAGGGGGAUUACAUAUUUUACUCUACAGCUUUGUUAAAGGGUUUAGUGUUGUGCAGAUCAGUGAUCCACAGCCUAAAUGUUGGUGAGCUUACCAUUCGGAGAAGCGCCUCACCCUUUGUUCCUCUACAUUUGUUGGCAGCACGGCUGUUCUGUGAUGGAUUUUUAACAUUUUUUUAUGAAUAUGAAGCACUUGUUCUGUACUGCCUAAAUCCUGUUUUCUGUUCUUUUUCUGCUACAUUUUAUGUUUUCUAAGCUCUUUUCUGUGAUGCAGUUUAACAUCUGUCGUCGUUCAGCUGUUUACUUUUAUUUUGUCUCCUGUUUCCCAAAUUAUAGUGACAAGCCGUUUUAUAUUUUGCGUGACUUAAUUUUUUUUUUCUCAUCAGUCCAGGGCAAUGCCAAGCUGUUAUAUUUUGUUUAU